This is a messenger RNA of Oncorhynchus masou masou (cherry salmon), 1870 nucleotides long. RefSeq names its product gamma-taxilin-like. Gene Ontology annotation, biological process: regulation of cell cycle. The record is from RefSeq and is a predicted model, not a curated record. NCBI's taxonomy places the organism in Eukaryota, Metazoa, Chordata, Actinopteri, Salmoniformes, Salmonidae. The transcript has 10 exons. Bases 73 to 1620 code for a protein of 515 amino acids. Gene Ontology annotation, molecular function: syntaxin binding.
AUAGCGACACACUCCGAUGCCAGAGACAGGGUCGAUUUAAACAGUAAAAACAUACAGUUUGGGACCAAUAUCAUGGAGGCCGCAGGGUUCUGUGGAAUGGAGGUGGCGACUCGGGGGUUAGUGGGGGGAUCUGGCAGCAGCUCCCCUCCAGAGCUGGACAGCCCAGGUAGCCAGGAGCACCUGGGGAUGUUUGAGCUGGUCAGUAGCUGCUGCAGUGAGGAGGUGAGAGGGGAGACUCCAGGGAGAGAGGACUGCCCCCUGGACCCCAACAAUGAUGAGCUGGACCCAGGCGGUGGUGGUGGCAAGAUCAAGGACCAAAAGGGAUUGGGAAAAGAGGUUCUCUUACUGAUGCAAGCCCUGACCACACUAGCCUCCCCAGAGGAGAAGCUGGCCGCUUUGUGCAAGAAGUAUGCUGAUUCGCUGGAGGAGAGCCGCAGUAUACAGAAGCAGGUGAAGGUGCUGCAGAAGAAGCAGUCCCAGAUGGUCAAAGAGAAGAUCCACCUGCAGAGUGAACACAGCAAGGCCAUCCUGUCACGCAGCAAGCUGGAGAGCCUCUGUAGGGAACUGCAGAGACACAAUAAGACCCUCAAGGUAGGUGGUGAGGAGAGUCUGUCACACAGCAAGCUGGAGAGCCUCUGUAGGGAACUGCAGAGACACAAUAAGACCCUCAAGGUAGGUGGUGAGGAGAGUCUGUCACACAGCAAGCUGGAGAGCCUCUGUAGGGAACUGCAGAGACACAAUAAGACCCUCAAGGAUGACAACACGCAACGGUCCAGAGAGUAUGAGGAGCGUCGGAAGGAGGCCACCCUUCACUUCCAGAUGACGCUGAACCAGAUCGAGGUGCAGAUGGAACAGCACAACUCUCACAACUCCAAGCUGCGCCAGGAGAACAUGGAGCUGGCCCAGAAACUCAACAAGCUCAUCAAACAGUACGAGCUCAGGGAGGAGCACAUUGACAAGGUGUUCAAGCACAAGGAGAAGCAGCAGCAGUUGGUGGAUGCCAAGCUCCAGAGGACAGCUGAGCUGAUGAGAGAGUUGGAGGGGAAGCAGCAGAGAGAGAGAGACUUUCUCCUGAAAGACGCCACAGAGUGGAGACAUGAAUGUGAGCUGUUGAAGGGACAGGAGACGCAGCUCAAACAGCAGCUCUCUUUGUACAUGGACAAGUUUGAGGAGUUUCAGACCACUCUGGCGAAAAGCAACGAGGUGUUCACUACCUUCAGACAGGAGAUGGAGAAGAUGACCAAGAAGAUCAAGAAGCUGGAGAAGGAGACGACUCUGUGGAGAACGAAGUGGGAGACAAACAACCAGGCUCUGCUACAGAUGGCUGAGGAGAAGACACUGCGGGACAAACAUUACAAGGGCCUGCAUGGGAAGCUGGAGUGCCUGGAGAAACUGUGCCGGGCUUUGCAGAAGGAGAGGGACGACCUCACCCCCAAACUGGGAGACCUACAGUCAACAACCGAGGAGAAGGAGGAGGGGACGGGACCUCCAGACCCCCAGCCCAGCCAGGAGUCUACCCAGGAUGAGAUGUCUCCGCCUGGGAGGGGGGAAGAGACGCAGCCCCUUACUACCCCUGAACUGGAGCGAGAGUCCUCCACCACAGAGCAACUUGACAACUGAGCCACUAACCCCCUCUGCCUUUUGGGGGGUAUAUUUGAAUACAGUAUAUCUUUUUUUUUGUGUUGAAGUUAUAAUUAAGAUUAAAAUGACUGCAUAAUUAACAAUGAAUAUAAUACGUUUUGCGGUGAGCACGAGGCUCCCCCCUUUUCUACCACAUUUGUAUUUUCUUAGAUGAUUGUCUUCAUGCUGUUGGUUAGUUACAGGGCUGUUGUUCAGCAGCUUUCUCGUGGUCAGUCACAGGGUUGUUGUU